Syngnathus acus (greater pipefish) is the source of this 1955-nucleotide messenger RNA. RefSeq names its product growth hormone regulated TBC protein 1a (gene grtp1a). The record is from RefSeq and is a predicted model, not a curated record. The transcript is spliced from 8 exons. Bases 71 to 1117 code for a protein of 348 amino acids. Lineage: Eukaryota; Metazoa; Chordata; Actinopteri; Syngnathiformes; Syngnathidae.
GGCGUGAUCGAACGCGGUCUGCAAAUAUCUCGGAGAGAAACGGACCGAAAGUAAGGAGAACGUAGAAGACAUGGAGAAGAAGAAGAAGACGAGCUCUUACGGCGACACAGCCAAAGACAGAGUGAACAGGGUGGAUCCAUACGGCUUUGAGCGUCCAGAGGACUUUGACUACGAGUCCUAUGAAGAGCUGAUGUCCGAGUAUCUUGUUGUGCUCACUCAAAGGUCCAUCAAGUGGUCCAAACUACUGAAGAGCAAACGCAAGGUGCAGAGGAACGUGAAAUUGAAGCGUUACAUACGCAAGGGCAUACCCAAUGAGCACCGGGCUCUGAUUUGGAUGGCGGCGAGCGGAGCUCAAGAGCAGUUGGAGAAAAACCCAGGCUACUACCAGGCCCUGCUCAAAGCCCAACAUGACCCCAAACUGGUGGAGACCAUCUGCACAGACUUGAACAGAACAUUUCCUGACAACGUGCAGUUCCGAAAGACAUCCAACCCGUGUCUGCAGAAAUCUUUGUCCAAUGUGCUGCGGGCUUACGGUCACCACAAUGCUGCUGUGGGUUAUUGUCAGGGUAUGAAUUUUAUAGCUGGGUAUCUGCUCAUUAUAACAAAAGAUGAAGAGAAGUCUUUCUGGCUGAUGGAUGCGCUCCUUGGUAGGAUCUUACCAGACUACUACAGUCCAGCUAUGCUCGGCUUGAAGAUAGACCAGGAGGUGUUGGGGGAGUUGGUCCGAGUCAAGUCCCCCGGAGUCUGGAAGGCCAUGAUGGAUCACAACGUCAUGUGGACUCUUGUGGUGUCCCGAUGGUUCAUCUGCCUCUUCAUAGACAUUCUUCCUGUGGAGACGGUUCUACGGAUUUGGGAUUGCCUGUUCUACGAGGGCUCGAAAAUUCUUUUCCGCGUGGCACUGACGCUGAUUCAUCACUCCAGAGUUCAAAUUGAAGAAGCUCAGUCCUUGCCAGAUAUAUGCCAAAUCUUCAAGGAGAUCACGCGCGGAGCGUUUGUGGAGGAAUGCCACCCGUUCAUGCAGAAAAUCUUUACUGAACCUGGAAGUCUACCCAUUGCAACGUUGACCAAACUCAGAGCAGCGUGUCGAACGCAAAUUACGGCUGAGGAGGCAAAAUGAAUUUUGUUUGCUCGUGCACUUUUGAAAAUUUCACUGAAGGACCAAACGACUUGUUUCACCUUCACCUCCAUGUAUUGAUUUCGUCUUCAUCAUUUCACCGUUACGUAAAUGGAAUAGUACGUGAUAUUUAUUACUAUGUGAAUAUAACACUAUAUUUUUAUUAGUUUACACAUUAUCGUGAUUUGUUUCUUCUUUUUGAGAAUGUUACUCUGGAACCAGUUAACACAUGUCAAAAUCCAGGUUUCAUUUAUUUCUUUGUUUUGUACACUUUGAGCACGGUCAAGAGACGCAAUCAAUGUAUUUUGAGAAAAAUGUCAGCUUGUUGUGGUUUUGGUUGUCUAAACCAUCAAAACAAAAAUGAAUGAUAUCACAUCCUAGCCUCUGCCAGCCCUGAAAUGUUGAAACUGAUAAUCACCAGCUAAAGUCCCGUUACUAUCACGUCUGCCUGUUUUUUUCUUUUUCUUUCAUAAGUCCCCAAGAUACGCAAACAAUUUUUAGAUGCUGAAUUGUUCAUAGGUCGUUUUACAUUCAAUUGAAAUCUGCAAGGGUUCAUUUGACUUACAUUUCCCUUGAGGUCCACAAAGUUGGAAGUCCGGUGCUCUGAAUCUUUCCAAGUCCAAUGGGCUGGGCGAUGACUUUUCUUUUUUCCACAUCCAUUCCUGUGUAAACACUGUCGAAAUAAACAAUGAUAAACUGCAUUAUGAACAUUUUCACCUCCAGCUAAGUCACACUUCCAAAUAUACACCACAUUGUUUACAAACUCCAAAGGGGUCUCUUCAAAAGGAAUCACCACCCAAAUGUUUAUUCUGUUUUAGUUGUAUGCACAAUGCAAAAAAAA